Messenger RNA from Paramecium pentaurelia, 907 nucleotides. NCBI's taxonomy places the organism in Eukaryota, Ciliophora, Oligohymenophorea, Peniculida, Parameciidae. The record is from the annotation of a GenBank genome assembly.
AAUGAAUACUUUAAAUUAUGAAGUGUUAGGAGAGAAAUUAGACAAUAAUGAAAUCGAAAAAGAGAACUCAUUCACAUAUUAAGAACCUCAUUAUCAAAUUGAUAAAGAGAUGGUAAUGAUUCUGAUUAAAAUGAACUAGUUGGAUGAAUAAUAGGAUGAUAUUCAAUUGUAAGUCUAUUCACCAUAGUAGUUAUUACAAUUUAAAAAACAAAACCCUGUUCAUUUUGAUGAAUUCAUUUUAGAUGAAGAUCCAAAAAAGAAAGUCUGCAUCUAAUGGAAUAAUAUUACUGCUGAAUAAUCUGAACAUCAACAAAUGGGAGAUUUAGAGAGAUUAGCAUUACAAUUAUAAAGACAAAAUCAUAAGAAAUUUUCAUAUCCUAAAGAUUUACCAGCUCCUUCCAAUGUCAAUAAUCAUUUAGAAGAAUUGACAAUGCGUUUUAGUCCCUCUAUAAAAUAAGAUGAUUUUAUUUCUAAUUAUGUAAAAAAAGAUGAUCUACUCAGAAUCAAAGUUGGAUUAUGUGAUGAAAUUUUGAAUGAUGAAGAGACUCUCAAAUUUGAAGAUUGGGUUGAAAAUUUGUGUACAUCAACAAAUUAUGAAUCUCUUAAAGAAAUGGCUAGGAAAUAAAAAGUUAAUAGAUAUCUUGAAAAAAAGCAUAAUCGUACUUAUGAGAGAAAAGUUCAUUAUCACAUUAGACAAAAAGUUGCUGAAGACAGAUUAAGAAUCAAAGGUAGAUUUGUUACUUGGGGUUAAGUAUUAUAUAUAUAUAAUUCAUUAUUUUAGGCCUUAAAAAUGUUAAAUGAAAAAGAUUAGAGGAAAUCUUGGUGUUAAAAUGAUUAUGCUAAAAUCAAAGAGUUAAUGAAUGAAAGAUUUCUAGGAGUCAAAAGCAAGAAUUCACUUAGGUUUUGA